This is a messenger RNA of Alosa alosa (allis shad), 1046 nucleotides long. Its product is annotated as WAS/WASL-interacting protein family member 1-like. NCBI's taxonomy places the organism in Eukaryota, Metazoa, Chordata, Actinopteri, Clupeiformes, Clupeidae. The transcript is spliced from 5 exons. The coding region runs from base 1 to 852 and encodes 283 amino acids. The record is from RefSeq and is a predicted model, not a curated record.
AUGCCAGUCCCGCCUCCACCUCCUCCUCCUCCUCCCCCCACACUUGCUGUGGAAGGGACAUCCUCUCUGUGUGUAAAAUCUCCAGACCAGCUCUUGGUGGCCUUCAGACCAAACUACCUCUGCCACUACCUCAAGGAGUUUGCCCAGCACCUUUACUAUCCACCCCCCAAUCUCCCUCCCUGCCUGCCAGACACCCAGGCCUUCCACUUCCCAGAGCCCAGAACUCUCUCCAUCCUCCUCCGCUUCCCCACACUAGUCGUCCUCCACUACCCAGAUUCCUCAGUGUUCCUGCUGAGUGCUGCCCUCUGCUGGCAGCCAGGGAGAAAAAAGCCCUCUCGCCUUCCACAAUGGCCGCCACAGCCACCCGCUCUGCCCUGUAAGCCUGCUAACUUCACUGGGUGCCGAGCCAUCACUCACAGCGCCAAGCUGUCUCCUCUUCCCUGCCUGGCCCGGGAGCAAAACAACUCCCCAAGACCCCCCAAGAAGAGCCAGUCCUUUGCUGGAUAUGACCGCCCUCCUCCUGUGCGGUCUCGGCCUCUGCCACCUCUACCUAAUGAGCAAACUCUACCCGGUGUCAGCUUAGAAGCCACCUCAGGACCACCUCUCCCUCCUAACAAGCCAACCCUUAGAAGUCUGCAUCCAUUACCUGCCAUUGAGAAUAGUACUAUCAACCUCAAUGACCACACCACAGAUGUGUGGGAGAACAGGUUCACCUUCCACCCGGUGAUGGAUCUCCCUCUCCCUGAGGUAUAUGUUCCUGGACGCAAGACCUACCCCAGCAGUCUCUUCAAAAGAUAUGCAAAAGGGAAAAGGGAGAGAGGGUCUCCUCCUCUAGCUCCAGUUAUAAGAUGAAAUGAUGUCCUUUUUCAAAUGUGCAUUAUUUUGGGUUUUAUUCAUUCUUUACUACAUCUCAACUGUCUUUUCCAUGUUGAGAAACAAAACAUUGUAGUGUUUUUCCAAAUGAUUUAUUAAAAUUAAUCUAAUUUGUAUAUUUCCAUUCAGUCAAUCCAAGUAGAUCUAAAUGACACAUGCAUAGCAUAUAUUUG